Molecule: messenger RNA, 1655 nt
Organism: Peromyscus leucopus (white-footed mouse)
Lineage: Eukaryota; Metazoa; Chordata; Mammalia; Rodentia; Cricetidae
Gene: Rhbdl2
Product: rhomboid like 2
Exons: 8
Coding region: 431-1339 (302 amino acids)
Cellular component (GO): membrane
Molecular function (GO): serine-type endopeptidase activity
Source: RefSeq, a predicted model, not a curated record
AACUGAGACCUCGCAGUGCAGGCCUUUCCCAGAGAGCUGAGAGCAGAAGGCCCGCUGAGUCACAGACAUGAAGGCAGGACCAGGAGGAGGCAUGGAUAGCAGCGCCCAGCAGGGAGAGCGGGGCGGCUGUCACAGGCUCCCUGGCACAAACCCAAGGAGGAGGAGGCCAGGACUCAUUCAUCCAGGGCCAGCCCAGGAGAGACUGCCUAGCAGGCUGGCCCAGCCUAGGCCAGGCCACUAGGCGGAGAGGGGAUUUCCUUCGGCUCCCUCCGCCUAAGAACCUGUCUGGACGAUUUUAGUUCAGGGAGAGCCUGGCAGGCAGCCGCUCGAGCCAGCAGGGCAGCUCCGUUUGCUGUUUGAAGAGCAAGAUCGAACCGCAGUGUGGGACGUUCGUGCCUCGGCCCUCCCCAGGUGGAGGGAGGACCAGGCCAUGGCUGCUGCUCACGAUGUGGAGAUGGAGAGCGUGAAUCUGAACAUGGAGAGAGAGGGGAAGGAAGAGCUGGAGGAGGAGAAAGUGAGAGAGGACAGGGAAGGCAAAGACUUGCCCAGGAGCAGAAAGGUCCACAGGAUGGUCUCAAAGUGGAUGCUUCCUGAGCCCGUCCGCAGAACAUACUUGGAGAGAGCCAACUGCCUCCCGCCACCGCUGUUCAUCAUCUCCAUCAGCCUGGCUGAGCUGGCUGUGUUUAUUUAUUACGCUGUGUGGAAGCCUCAGAAGCAGUGGAUCACCCUGGACACGGGGAUCUUGGAAAGUCCCUUUACUUACCGCCCCGAUAAGAGGGAAGAGGCCUGGAGGUUUAUCUCAUACAUGCUGGUCCAUGCUGGAGUCCAGCACAUCGUGGGGAAUCUCUCUAUGCAGCUCCUUCUGGGUAUUCCCUUGGAAAUGGUCCACAAAGGCCUCCGAGUGGGCCUGGUGUACCUGGCAGGAGUGCUUGCAGGUUCCCUUGCCAGCUCCAUUUUUGACCCCCUUAAUUCUCUUGUGGGUGCUUCAGGAGGAGUCUAUGCGUUGAUGGGAGGCUACUUUAUGAAUGUUAUAGUGAAUUUUCGAGAAAUGAUUCCUGCCUGUGGAAUUUUCAGACUACUCGUCAUCAUCCUGAUAGUUGCCUCAGAUAUGGGAUUUGCUCUCUACAGGAGGUUCUUUGUCCCUGCAAACGGGUCUCCGGUGUCCUUUGCCGCUCACAUCGCAGGUGGAUUUGCUGGGAUGUCCAUAGGUUACACUGUGUUCAGCUGCUUUGACAAGACACUGCUCAAAGACCCCAGGUUCUGGAUUGCAAUUGCUGCAUACGUAGCUUGUCUCUUAUUUGCUGUGUUUUUUAACAUCUUCCUGUCCCCAGCAAACUGACUCGCCUCUAAUAUAAGCCAGUUAAUAAAAGUGCCACAUGGGGGAAAUGGAAAACUCUGUGAAGAAAUACAGAUAUCCCAGCAUAUGCUAAGAGCUUUAAAAAGAUGGACAGCACACGAUUCAUCCCUUCUGAGGGGAACUUCCAAUAGGGAGGAAGAAGAAAAGACAGAAAUCCAAGACUGGGUCUUCCGUGCACAGAGUGUGUAUUAUCCUAUGACAGAGACUUGAUACCCUUGGGCGAUGUAAUUUGGAGAUUGUUUGAUAGCUCCACGAGAACUGUACUAUCAUCCUGAGAAUAAACCCUUUUCGUAUCUGU